AUGUUUCUAUUGGUUACUGCUGGAAGACUUGGUACAGGAAGCAUAAAAGAGAUGCUAGGAAACAGAUGGCUUUGGCUGUUCUUUGGCACUAGGCGGUAUGCUCGGAAACAAGGCUCUUUGGCACCAGGUGGUCCCAUGGAGCCGGUGAUUCGUCCAGGCCCAGUUGAUCCAUCUGUUCUACGCUUGCAGACUUCCCAUAGGAGCCACGAUGUUUGGAGUGGCGUAGCUGAUAGAGUUCUCUCAGUUAGGGAGCAUAUGGUCAGCGUGGGACGUGAGUGGAGGGUAGAUGGCGGAGUACUAGAGUACGUUAGGCUUGCUGGGUUUUACGGUGUACAUAGGAUUUUGGGAGGAGGGUUUUUGCUUGAUCGAUCUCUUCUUACGGCGUUGGUUGAGAGGUGGAGGCAGGAGACACAUACUUUCCACCUAGUGGUAGGUGAGGCCACCAUUACUUUACAGGAUGUCUCCGUCCUGUUAGGUCUGAGAGUGCACGGCCCUCCUGUCAUUGGACCUCCAUUUGAGGGAUGGCAUGACCUAGUUGAGGAGUUGCUGGGAGUUCGACCUGGCCAUGAUGAUAACGGUAAGCCGUUUCUGGAGGGAUCUACUUUGAAGUUGACGUGGCUCAGACGUCACUUCUCACAGAUGCCAGAGGGAGCUGAUGACUUGACAGUUCAGCGCCAUAGCCGUGCUUACAUUCUCACUCUCAUGGGAUCUAUUCUGUUCGCCGACAAGAGUGGCGAUGCUGUGUCACUCUACUACUUGCCGUUCCUUCGAGACUGGGGGACAGCUUCGACCUACAGCUAG
Messenger RNA from Chenopodium quinoa (quinoa), 801 nucleotides. RefSeq names its product serine/threonine-protein phosphatase 7 long form homolog. The transcript is spliced from 2 exons. Gene Ontology annotation, biological process: meristem maintenance; meristem development. Lineage: Eukaryota; Viridiplantae; Streptophyta; Magnoliopsida; Caryophyllales; Amaranthaceae. The record is from RefSeq and is a predicted model, not a curated record. The coding region runs from base 1 to 801 and encodes 266 amino acids.